AUGGCUGUCGGAAAGAACAAGGGUUUGGCGAAAGGAGGCAAAAAGGGCGUGAAGAAGAAGAUCGUGGAUCCGUUCACUCGUAAGGAGUGGUAUGACGUGAAGAGUCCGUCGAUGUUUUCGGUGCGAAAUGUGGGCAAAACUCUGGUGAACAAGACUCAGGGCACGAGAAUCGCUUCCGAGGGACUCAAGGGUCGCGUCUUCGAGUGCUCGUUGGCUGACCUCCAGAACGAUGAGAUCGCGUACAAGAAGUUCCGACUCAUCGCAGAGGAAGUCCAGGGGAGGAUCGUAUUGACCAACUUUCAUGGCAUGGAUUUGACAACUGAUAAGUUGCGCUCAAUGGUCAAGAAGUGGCAGACCCUCAUUGAGGCUAAUGUGGACGUCCGCACCACCGAUGGCUAUCUGUUGCGCUUGUUUUGCAUCGGAUUCACCAGAAAAUGGCAAAACCAGGUGAAGAAGACCUCGUACGCACAGCACACGCAAGUGAGACAAAUCCGCAAACGUAUGACUGACACCAUUCAGCGUGAAGUCUCCUCCAGCGACCUCAAGGAAGUGGUCAACAAAUUGAUCCCCGACUCGAUCGCUAAAGACAUCGAGAAGUCGUGUCAAUCGAUAUACCCUUUGCAUGACGUGAUGAUCAGGAAAGUGAAGGUUUUGAAGAAACCUAAGUUUGAUUUGGGAAAACUGCUCGAAAUCCACGGCGAGACCACUAAAGGCACUGCCGCUCCCGUGGCCCCCGGAGAGGAGCCCAUGAAAGUGGACAGACCUGAGGGAUACGAACCACCCGUUCAGGAGAGUGUCUGA
Oppiella nova is the source of this 801-nucleotide messenger RNA. Lineage: Eukaryota; Metazoa; Arthropoda; Arachnida; Sarcoptiformes; Oppiidae. The record is from the annotation of a GenBank genome assembly.